UUCCCCCUCCUCCUCCGCCCUUGGUGCGGACACAGGGAGGGCUGCGGCCUGGGUGCUGCCGCUGCGAACAGGCUAUGCUAAUAUGUCUCUUUAGCUCCACCUGUUACAGUCCUCUGCCGGAUCCCGGCGCUGAUCUUCCCCUGCCUGCGCGCUCUUCGGAGGGAAGCGAGCAACGGUCCCUCGGGCUUUCCCGAGCGCCACCGGAUUCCUCUCUGGGCGACCUGGAGGCGUUAUGACGGUGGGGGGGACUCUGAGAGCCAGGUACCCCCGGCGGGGGCCUGCAGAGGACCAGAUCUCCAUCCUCGAGGAGGAAGAGCGAGAAGAGAAGGUCCAGCCAGCCCCAGCCAGUCCCGCCGAGGAGGAGACCCGCUGCGCCUCCAAGAAAGUCGCUUUUGCCAUCCUGCCAGACAAGUACGAACCUCUCGGCUGGGCUGGGGCUCAAGCGCCGCUAGGAGCGGAGCGCAAAAGCAAGAAGCGCAAAAGGAAGUUCAGGAAAUACUGCAAGAAUGUGGGCAAAGUACUGCAAAAAGGAUGUCGUUACCUGGUGCUCGGCCUGCAGGGAUUAGCUAAUGCCUACUCGUCACCUCUUGGAGUGGCUGUUUCGGUAGCUACAGUGUUCCGUUAAGCUGUGAAGCCUGCUACUUUGGGGAUGAAGAUGAAAGAAGUGGUUGUUGAAGCAUCUGGCCACAUUUCUUUUUUCCGCAUACCUCAUCUUCAGAAAUGCCUCCAACUCAGCAACAAGAAUGAAAAGAACAGAUUGGAUUGAACAUUUGCUUAUUUGCUCUUCUGGACUUGAGUAAUUCUCUGACAGUUUUCAUAAGUGCUUUGAUGCAAAUCAGAUCAAAAGAGUAAGGCCAAAGGAACAAAACUUUGAUUAACUGGGCUAGAUUCAGAAAUGUAAUGCUCUUGCAGUAACAAUAACAACCACCACUGCUGGCUCAAGACAUUUUGCUGCCUGAGGCAAAAGACAAGAUAGCUCCCCCCUUCCCAUUCCACAUACAAAAUCCAAUUGGAUUGGCGAUUGAAUAAACACUGGUGGCAGGAUAGCAUUCUCCACCACACCUGAGGGCAACAGGCGAGCCUGGGCUGUAGAGGGCAGACCAUGUGGCAUGCUCAGGUCUGUCCUUCAACACCUCACCUCCAUUUCCCAACACCUGAGGCAGCCCCCUCUGCCUAGCAGUGGUGGCUGGUGUCCAUUGGGAUGGUAGGGUGUAAGGCAGGAGGCCAACAGUAGGUAGAGCCACAGCCAAUGACAUGCACAACCCCAGCCAACGAUAGGCAAAGCCAAUUAAUUCUGAUUUUGUCCCCAUCCUCUUCUCUGCUGAGUUCUGCAAGGGCAGGAGGAGGAAGUAGACAGCCGCUGCCACAAUCUGGCCCAGUUGUAAGUAAGAAGGCAGACAGGUGAAGGCUGGCUGAGGGCAGGCUGAUAUUGGUGGGCAGUGCCCUAUCUGCCUGAAGGGGUUGGCCUCACUCUCUAUUACUACCUAAUAAUCAGGCCGGCCCUGACAACAGCAAAACCUGUGGGGGAAGAGGAGGAAAAGCAAGAAGGAAAGGAAAAGAGGCAAACAUGGAGGAAGAAAGACAGGUGAAAGAGACAGAUAAAAGGAGAUUGAAGAGAGGAAGUUUUCAUCUUUCUGGCAAGGCUGCUAUGCAUUAUAAAUGCUGCACAGGUGAAAGGGUUAAUACACACACCUCUUUCAGUAGUACCAUUUUCCUACAGAAAAUCCUUCCUGCCCAAAGCUGAUAUUAGCCCUGAAGCACCUGUUUGUUGCCAUUGCAGCUCUGGGAGCAAAUACAAGAGGGGGGGCAGUGUGCAGAGUGAAAACGGCACGGGGGGAAGGGGUUAAUCCCAUCGCUCACACCAUACUCUGGAUGAGGUUCUCCCAUGGCUAUUUGUAAUCCCAAGCAUGGAUUCAAACAUGCCGUUAAGUAACAUCUAGUGUCACCCUCAUGUUCUAGUAUGAUGAGUGAGGGAGGGGGGAAUCUUUCUGUCCACUAGCUCAGGCUAGGGACUAAAUAUCUGGCCCUUGCGACUCCACACACACACACAGACACACACACAGCCCUGCUUCACGACCUCCUUGAGUGUUUCUGCCUGCCUGGGCUGUGUCCUUGAGCUCUGAUCACGCCUCUUGCAUGCCUGGAUGGAGGACAGAGGAGGUUUGUGGGGGUGCAUGUAGAGACCAGCCUACUGCACAAAGGUAAGAUUUGCAUUCAUUGCUCCACCCACAUUUUGCCACUGGCCCUCCCGCCACUGGCAUGUGGCCCCUGCCCCAGGCAAUUUGCCUAGAAGGGAACGUGGGCCUCGGGUUGAGAAACGUUCACCAUCACAGCACUAAUUCUGUAGCAUUCAUACUUUUAUAAACCUCCAUUACAUCAUUUGCCCACCACCACUAUUCAUCAGUUGGGGAGGGGGAGUUGUGUGUGUAUACGUUAGGGGAAAUUUCUCCUGCUUGACCUGUGGUGGUAGGGCAGGUGGCUGCAGGGCAAGGGUGGGUAACCUCUGGCCCCCAGGCCUAAUUAGGCCCUUGAGGCCAUUUUGGCCAUGCCACACCCACCCGACAUCAGGUGUGAGGUGGGUAAAGAUUUGACUCGGCUGAAAGGGGGGAUUUACAGGCAUCAGCCAUCAGCUGAUUGGCAGUGGCUAUAAAGCCCUAGUCAGGUCUUACAGACCCCUCUGCAAAACACUCAGCAAGACCCAUGGAGGCAAAAAUAUGCCACCUCAUAUCGUUACGAUGUCAGGUGAUGGAUAGGUGGGUGCUCUCACCCGUGUGUCAAAUGUGGCCCGCAAGGGCUUGGGUAGAUAACGAUUUGGUCCCCCAGCCAAAUCCAGUCCCCCAUCGCUUCUGCAGGGGAAGGGCCGUAGCUCAGUGGUAGAGCAACUGCUUUGCACACAGAAGGUCUCAGGUGCAGUCCACGGCAUCUCCACGUAAAGCUGGGAAGGGCUUCCUGUCCAAAACCCUGGAAAGCUGCUGCCACUAAGUGUGAACCAACAGUAUUGAGCUGGAGGGACCCUUGUUCCAUCUUGGAAUAAGGCAGCUCCCGAUGACCUGCCUGACCUGAGACUACAGGGCUUUGGGGGGCAUGAAAAGUGACAAUCCUUGUGGUGGAAGAGACCAUCUUAUACACCUUGCAUCGCUAGUCCAGGGUGGUUCAGUUGUUGUGCCAUUCAAGGGCCGCCUUAGCAGAGGAGUCUGGGGAGGAGUGGAAAGCAGCCCCAGCUCUCUUAUUCUGUGGCUAAAAUAGUACACCCAGGAUUUCAAAGCAGGUGGGAGUUGUAUAAGACAUCUGCAUGGCAUGCGGAAUUUUGCCCCAUUAGUCAGGCACCAGAUGCUGCCUUAGUCACAGCAGAGCUUUCUAUUUACUCUGCUGCAGUUAAAAUGGCUGUAGAGGAUUAGGCUGCCUGUGUAUACAGGACAGAAGUUUCUGUCAUGGUGUUUAAUAAUACUCAUUCCUGGGAUGCCCUAGGCACCAAAAAUAAGAGAUCAGAUGCAUAUCUUCCUGGGAAAGUAUUUAACUGUCUUGGUCUCAGUUUAAUGCCAUUCAAUUUAAUGCCAUUAUUAAAAAAAGAAUUAUGUUAUCCAGUGUUGACAGAAGAAUCCAGCCUUUGCAUUACCAAAUGAUAUAUUGCUACUUAGAUAAAUAGUUAAUUUUGAUAACUUUGAUAUGUAUCUUCCCAGCUUUAUAGUAUUCAUUCAGGAAUACAUGCUUAUUUUUUGGAAAAAUUACUUCAAGACUAGGCAACUGUUGUUGUUUUUUACUUCUUGUUAACAAACCUGGCAACAUGUAAGUUGGUGUACUAAGAGAAAUUAAAUAGAUUUAACCAGAGUGCAAU
Molecule: messenger RNA, 3835 nt
Organism: Rhineura floridana
Lineage: Eukaryota; Metazoa; Chordata; Lepidosauria; Squamata; Rhineuridae
Gene: C4H1orf115
Product: chromosome 4 C1orf115 homolog
Exons: 2
Coding region: 233-625 (130 amino acids)
Source: RefSeq, a predicted model, not a curated record